Molecule: messenger RNA, 1295 nt
Organism: Apis dorsata (giant honeybee)
Lineage: Eukaryota; Metazoa; Arthropoda; Insecta; Hymenoptera; Apidae
Gene: Elp4
Product: elongator complex protein 4
Exons: 5
Coding region: 114-1208 (364 amino acids)
Biological process (GO): tRNA wobble uridine modification
Cellular component (GO): cytoplasm; transcription elongation factor complex; elongator holoenzyme complex
Source: RefSeq, a predicted model, not a curated record
AAGUAUUCUUUAAAAAAAUAAGAUUUUAAUUCAUAAUAAUUAAAUAAUAAAUAAUUCCAUCAUUAUUUUUUGUUUAAAAAUAUUUUAAAAAAUCAUUUUAAUUUUAAAAAAUAAUGGAUUUAUUAAGUGCAAAGAAUAGUAGAAUUCCUUUUAUAUCAGGAACAAAACCUUCAUUAAAAAAUUCACAACUACUUGUUUCAUGUGGAAUUCCUUCUUUAGAUUAUAUAAUAGGUGGUGGAUUACCUAUUGGUUCUUUAUUUCUUAUUGAGGAAGAUCGAUAUGGUACAUAUGCAAAAGUUAUGUUACAAUAUUUUAUGGCUGAAGGUGUAGUUACUGCACAACCAUUAUUAAUUGGAUCUAAAGAUAUUAAAACAUCUCAUCUUGUGUCAGAGAUGCCAGCUGUUAUAACAGAUACUAAAUCAAAUGAUGAACCUUCUAAUUCUGAUGAACAAAUGAAAAUUGCUUGGAGAUAUCAAAAUAUGAAAGCAAUUGAUCCUUCUCCAAUUGGAGGACAAUUUUUUGGUCAUUUUUAUGAUCUUACAAAAACAAUGGAAAAAGAAGUAAUUGAAAAAGCAGAUAUAACACAGUGGUACGAUGAUAGUUGCCCUAUAAAAGACAAAAUUUUUAACAAUUCAACAUAUACAAAUUUAUUAAAAUGUAUUCAAGAGACUUUGAAGAAAGGACAAUACUCAAUUUUAGAAACCCCUGAAAAAAGACAAGUUUUAAGAAUUGCAAUUCAUUCAUUAGGAUCUAGAUUAUGGUGGAGUGAUUCUGAAGAUGAAUCGCAUCAAGAUUUGUUAAAAUUUUUAUAUUAUUUUAGAGCAAUUUUAAGAUAUUCUUAUGCAGUUGGUGUGAUAACAGUACCUACAGAAUAUUUUGACAAAUCUGAUACUAUUGUGCAACAAGUUGAACAUUUAUCGGAUAUUGCAAUUAGAUUAGAAUCAUUUGCAGGCUCACAAAAGGAAACGAAUCCACUUUUUAAAGAUUAUCAUGGUUUACUACAUCUUCAAAAGAUGCUUACUUUAAAUACCAUAGCACCACAUAAUCCAGAUUCACGAGAUCUUGCAUUUAAAUUACGCCGUAAAAAAUUUGUUAUUGAAGUAUUACAUUUACCACCUGAAUUAGGAGAUACUACUCAACGGGAACAAGAUGAAACAGUACCCCAAUUUGGAUGUUCGAGUCAAUCAAAUAAGAAUUUAGAUUUUUAAAAAAAUAUGAUGUACAUUUAAGAAAAUUUUAUUUUUUAUGUAAUUUAUUAAAUCUUAAAUUACAUAUUUUUAAAAUAAUAUUAAAAG